This is a messenger RNA of Hymenoscyphus albidus, 2340 nucleotides long. NCBI's taxonomy places the organism in Eukaryota, Fungi, Ascomycota, Leotiomycetes, Helotiales, Helotiaceae. The record is from the annotation of a GenBank genome assembly.
CGAAGCAGCAUGAGAUAAGAAGCAUUGCCCUCGGUUCUCGCAUGGUGGAGGCCACUGACCCGCCUCUCAUUUCACUCAUACUUCAGUAGUCUCCGCUUUGAGAUACCAGGCGGUCGGGCAAUCGGAUCGCCAGGGCAUCGAACGCGUGGGAACAACGUGCUUCGGAGAGCAGAAAUCCUUAUUAAAGAUGAAUUGGCACAGCCACUUUUUUGCCAUCCCGUCAAGCCUCGAACAUUAGUUCUCUCUCUUCCCAAGAUGCUUAUUUCAACCUUUCUCGUCGGGGCCCUUCAUCUUGGAAGUUGUCUGGGGCGACCACAAACUCGCCGCGAUGAAGUGGUGCCUGUGGUCGAAAGCAGCAUCGCCGACUUUGUCGAGUCUCUUCAGCUUCCGGCCGACACAGCGGAACUGAUCACCAACACUUUGACUUCAAACGACGAAGUUAUAGUGCUUCUUUCCAAUGCCACCUCUGAGGUUGAGAAAAGAAGUCUAAAAUCCUCCUCAAAACUUGCUCCAGUAGCAUGCGACAUCCUCCAAAAGUGCCUGGGAAAUGCCGUCGUACAGGCAUCUUCUCGCGCAUUGAUCGAAGUCAACUGGUACGUCCCCAUAACAAAGCACAGCACUUGGGCCCGGUUCCUACGUUAACAACCGGUGCAGGUCGCAGGAGUGUUGGUUAACACCGCAAUGUAUCAUAUCACCUGCCUCAUCACGCGAUGUAUCAGUCGCAAUCAAAACUGUCGGUUUCCUGAACACCAGGUUUGCUGUCCGCAGUGGCGGGCAUUCUCCAAAUCCCGGCUUUUCUAGUAUUGGGCCCGAAGGAAUUUUGAUCGAACUGAGCAGAUUAAAUCAGGUGACACUAAGCGCCGACAAGAAAGUGGCCUCUGUUGGUCCCGGUCUGAGAUGGGGAGAUGUCUACAAGGCUUUGGAUGCCUCCGGCGUCACAGCCAUUGGUGGGCGUAUUCCAAGUGUCGGUGUCGGUGGAUUGAUCCUAUCUGGUGGAAUAUCGCAUUUCUCUGCUCAGUUCGGGCUCGCUGCAGAUAAUGUCGAGAACUUUGAAGUAAGUGAUUUAUGAUUAGCUCAACAUCCGGCGAUAUUAGUUUCAUAUAGAAGCUUACAUGAACGAAUAGAUUGUGUUGGCAGAUGGCUCUGUAGCCAACGCAAAUGCCCAGUCCAAUGCGGACCUAUUCUGGUCAUUGAAGGGGGGCGGACCUAACUUUGGUUAGUACAAUUUCAGGUCGACUCGCUAUAGCGUCUCUCGUCUCCGAUUAGUCGCUAACAAAUCUGGUAGGAAUCGUUACCAAGUAUGAUCUUUAUACUGCUCCAGUCAAAAACAUCUGGUAUACUGCCCGGGUACAUCUCGCCUCUGAUGUCCCAGCCCUUUUGGCCGCUUUUGUUCAAUACCAGAAUGAAGGAGCUUUGGAUGAAAAGACCUCUGUCCUAUUCCAGAUUGGGCUAGACACAGUAACUGUGGGAUUGGUUUAUUCCGAGAAUGCACGUCAACCAGCCGCUUUUGACCCUUUCUUCAGAAUCGCGCCUCUGGUGCUUUUCGUUCCACCCACCAAUGGUACCGUGGUAUCCUUCACUGAUGUUCUUGGUGCUGUCUUUGGUGAUGCAGACCAACCGUAAGAUCCCUCCGUGCCACGAAGAACCACGGGAUUGACUAACACGAAUCAUUAGACACGACUAUCGUGGUGCCUCCAGUCUUGUGGACCUUGCCCUGUACACUGAGGUAGAAACAUUCUGGAGAACGCAAGCCAGCGCCGUCCGAGCUGCAACCGGCGCGAACAUGACUUUCACCAUGCAGCAUAUGCCUCAAAGUGUGGUCACCAAAGGAACAGCAAGAGGUGGAAAUGCUCUUGGAAUGGUAAACAAACCACAGCAAUGUAAGACCCAUUCUCACAUCAACGAGAUAAAAUCACUGACACCAUCAGGGUGGACUACUGUCGUCGACUGGUCAUCUGCAUCUCAGGAUGCCGCUGUGCGAGAUCCUGUCAUCGCCGUCGGAGAAAAAUGGAAAUCAGCUGGACAAGCGCGUGGGUCUUACGUUCCUCUCAUAUACAUGGGUGAUGGUUCCCGAGAUCAGAACCCUCUCGCAUCAUAUGGAACAGAGAAUCUUAACAAACUAAAGGCGACUGCUAAGAAGUACGACCCUAGAGAGUUGUUUCAGACUAUGCAACAGAGUGGUUUCCUUCUUUCUAAAGCAUGAAAUGAUGUGGGUUGAGGGAUGAAAACGAAUCAUGAUUCAUAAGAAGGUGGUCUCGCUGUGAAAACAGUAAAUAAUGUAUAAUUAAAUUGCAAAGCUUUCACAAAAAGUAUGAACCGAAUGCACUCACCUUCGAUACC